UCCACUAAUUAAGAAGGGCCGUUCCGGAAUCCGGAUGCCGCUCUAAUCAUUGCUUUGUCCGCCCGUCCCUUCAUUGCAUUCUUUCGUUCUCUUCCUAUUCCUCAAUCGGAUAGCCCUAAAAGAGCCCCAGCUGAAUCCUUUCUCCGCAGAUCUCUUUGAGCCAAUGCAAGGAGGAGGAAGAGGCGGCACAGGCGAGCCGCAGAGCAGCUGCCGGAGCGACGAUGUGAUCCGGCUGGAGCGCGAAUCCGUCAUUCCCAUCCUCAAGCCUAAGUUAGUCAUGAGGCUCGCCGAUCUCAUUGAGCACGUUUCUGAUCGGACAGAAUUUUUGAAGCUUAGUAAGAGAAUUGAGUACACUAUUAGAGCUUGGUAUCUUCUUCAGUUUGAAGACCUGAUGCAACUGUAUUCCCUGUUUGAUCCUGUUCAUGGUGACAAGAGAUUGGAGCAGCAGAAUUUAACAUCUGAAGAAAUUAAUAUUCUUGAGCAAAAUUUCUUGACAUAUUUCUUUCAGGUAAUGGAAAAGAGCAAUUUCAAAAUAGUAACUGACGAGGAAAUUGAUGUCGCACAUAGUGGACAGUACUUGUUGAACCUACCAAUCAAAGUCGAUGAGUCCAAGCUCGACAAACAUCUUUUAUCAAGGUAUUUUAAAGAGCACCAUCAUGAUAAUCUUCCAGAAUUUUCAGACAAGUAUGUAAUUUUUCGUCGUGGCAUUGGAAUAGAUCAAACAACUGAUUACUUUGUAAUGGAGAAACUUGAUAUGAUCAUUUCCCGUAUUUGGAUGUGGUUCCUUAAGAAAACAAGGUUGCAAUUUCUGUUUACCAAAAGGGCAGACAAAAGGCCACAGAGUAAUCCCAAAAAAACAGAUGAACCUAAUUCUGAAACAGAAGAGUUGUUUGUUGAACGAAUUAGGAUUGAAAAAUUGGAACUGAGCAUGCGAAAUUUGUUUGGGAAGAUUAUGAUACAGGAGCCUACUUUUGAUAGGAUGAUUGUUGUCUAUAGACGGGCUGGUGACAAGGACAAGAUGGACCGAGGAAUUUUUGUGAAGCACUACAAGACUAUACCUAUGGCAGAUAUGGAACUAGUUUUGCCUGAAAAGAAAAAUCCAGGUUUAACACCUAUGGAUUGGGUCAAAUUUCUUGUUUCUGUCAUAAUUGGACUUGUUACUCUUGUUAGUUCUCUUGAAAUGCCCAAAGCUGAUAUAUGGGUUGUUAUUGCUGUCCUCUCUGGUGUUGUUGGUUAUUGUGCUAAGGUCUAUUUUUCGUUUCAGCAAAACAUGGAGACUUACAGGAACUUAAUCACCCAGUCAAUGUAUGACAAACAAUUGGAUAGUGGGAGAGGCACACUAUUACACUUGUGUGACGAUGUGAUCCAACAAGAAGUCAAAGAGGUUAUAGUUUCUUAUUUUAUUUUGAUGGAGCAAGGGAAGGCUACAAUGCAGGAUCUCGACAUUCGGUGCGAAGAACUCAUUGAGGAAGAAUUCGGAAUGAAAUGCAAUUUCGAGGUUCUAGAUGCUGUCCAAAAGUUGGAGAGACUUGGAAUUGUUUCUAGAGACUCUAUCGGAAGGAUAUUCUGCCUUCCACUGAAACGAGCCAAUGAGAUAAUAGGUCCCACUACAGAAGAGUUGGUAAUAAAAGCCACUCAAAGUCAAGAUUAAUGUGUCCGGAUUCUGGUCUUAGAUUUUCUGAAAAGAUUCCGUCAUGGAGAUUCACCCCAUUGGAGGCGCAUGUUGCUGGAUUCCCAUUGAUGGAUUUUACAGAAGUCGCAGGCUAUUCAAACUGUUUGGUGAUCUAUAGAGAACAUUAAUUGUUGAUUGAGGCAUUCAGUUUCAGUAAGGAUUAAUUAAUUAAUUAAUUUUUUUGUCAUUGGAAAUAUGGUUACCUUUUAUUGCUCACAAAAGUACCAAUUUA
Molecule: messenger RNA, 1904 nt
Organism: Zingiber officinale
Lineage: Eukaryota; Viridiplantae; Streptophyta; Magnoliopsida; Zingiberales; Zingiberaceae
Exons: 16
Coding region: 164-1651 (495 amino acids)
Source: RefSeq, a predicted model, not a curated record